UUUGCUCUACUUUUGCACUUUUUUCAGUAAAAAUGACAUUUUAAUGUAAUGUGUUGAGCCAGAUAGGAAGAAAAUGCUUUUAUUCGCGACAUGGGCCGUCUGUGGCCGCGCGAUUGCUUUUAACGUGCUUGUUUUUUAGCCUUAUCGUCACUUUUACAUAACUGUGUCAGUGUACCGUGCUGUGGAUUGCAGGUCAACGUGUGUGUGGAUUGUGAAUAGCAGGUCACUGUGGUGAAGUGGGGGAAGUGCCGUUUUUUUGCCCUUUUCAUAUGUAUUUAUAUGCUAUUUUCUUACCUUUUAAACGCGCAAUCGGAUUCAAGUAUGCCGAAUAAGCGAUGAUUUUAUAAUCACGUUAAGUUGUCAAGAUCCGGUGGCAACCUUUUUGCAGCUCGGAAAUACGAAAACGGUCUUAUUUUGACAGUUAAGCACACUCGAUUCGAAUGCAGCUACGAUGAAGCUGUAUCACAUUGGAAUGGUAAGAUUUGUGAAUAUGUGGGCGUAUUUGUCACUCGCUUUAUUUCAGAGGCGUCGAGAGGCCUAAAAUCCACAUGGAAACUCUCGCUGUUCUUCCACAAAAUAUUAUCACAUCCUCUCUGGUGUGGGGUCAACUAUAUUUACACCCCGGUGUAAUGUCGUUUGUGCUGCUGCCAUGAGGAAGAUAACCUAAUGUCCCACAUCCUGCCCUUUGGCCCAUUCCAUGUCUGAGAACAGCGACCCACAGCCUUACCGCUACUCAACCCUGGACAGCCGGGAACGGUCCCGCGAAAGGGUCGGCCUUCAGGUGGAGGAAGCGGAGAUCUCUCCCUGCUCCGCCAUCAGCCAACUUCACCGCAUGGCCAGCAGUUACAGUGAAGGUUGUGGGAGACGGGAUGGAGGCGAUCUGGAACCAGAGCUGGGUUUAGCCUCAGAGGGGAGCGACAGCAGCCACGAGCACCCCGCCUCACCUAGUUCCCCCCAUGACGAAAGAAAGCGGACGUGCUUACACGAAGAUGUAGAGAUGGCUGGUUCAAGUGGGAGUGGGACAGAAUCCCAUGGCAACGAAUCUCAUGGAAAUGAGUCCCACGGUAAUGAAUCUGUGGGCAGCUCCAAUGGAAAUGGGAAGGAUUCCGCUCUCCUGGAGUCGUCAGGAAGCAACAAGAGCUCCAACUCUCACAGCCCUUCACCACCAAGCAGCUCCAACGCCUUCAGUCUGGUGAGCUCGGAGCAGGACAACCCUUCUACUAGUGGUUGCAGCAGCGAACAGUCAGCCAAAGCGAAGACACAGAAGGAGCUCUUCAAGACUCUGAAGGAUCUAAAGAUGCAUUUGCCCAUAGAAAAGAGGAGCAAGGGCAAGUCCACCACGGUCAACACGCUCAAAUAUGCGCUACGGUGUGUCAAGCAGGUGAAAGCCAAUGAGGAGUAUUAUCAGAUGCUGAUGAUCAAUGACAGUCAACCACCUGGUUUUGAAGUGUCAUCCUACACCAUUGAGGAAAUCAACAGCAUCACAUCGGAAUACACCCUCAAAAACACUGAUAUAUUUGCUGUGGCCGUUUCACUCAUCACAGGGAAGAUAGUUUACAUUUCGGAUCAGGCCGCGUCCAUCUUAAACUGCAAGCGUGAAGUGUUCAAUAAUGCCAAGUUUGUGGAAUUCUUGACGCCCCAGGACGUCAGUGUGUUCUACAGCUUUACCACACCGUACCGCUUGCCCUCGUGGAGCAUGUGCACUGGAGCAGAGUCCUCUCCCACGGAGUGCAUGCAGGAGAAAUCCUUCUUUUGCCGCAUCAGUGGUGGGAAGGAGCACGAAGGGGAUCUGCAGUACUACCCUUUCCGCAUGACUCCUUACCUGAUGAAAGUCCAAGAUGCUGAGUUGUCUGAGGAGCAGUUCUGCUGCCUCCUGCUGGCAGAGAGGGUGCACUCUGGUUAUGAAGCACCCAGAAUCCCCCCCGACAAGCGCAUUUUCACCACCACACAUACACCUAACUGUGUUUUCCAGGAUGUGGAUGAGAGAGCUGUUCCACUCUUGGGGUACCUUCCCCAAGACUUGAUUGGGACUCCGGUGCUGCUCAACCUGCACCCAAGUGACAGACCCCUCAUGCUGGCUGUGCAUCGCAAGAUUCUGCAGUAUGUGGGUCAACCAUUUGACCACUCCUCGAUUCGCUUCUGUGCAAGGAAUGGGGAAUACAUCACCCUCGACACCAGCUGGUCCAGCUUCGUUAACCCCUGGAGCCGCAAGGUCUCCUUUGUCAUUGGCAGGCACAAAGUUCGUAUGGGUCCUGUGAACGAAGACGUUUUUGCAACGGCUUUCAAUGAAGGGAAAAUGAUGGACUCGGACAUCCAAGAAAUUAGUGAACAGAUCCACAGGCUACUGCUGCAACCGGUUCACAACAUGGGCUCCAGCGGUUAUGGCAGCCAUGGCAGCAAUGGUUCACAUGAGCAACUGGUGAGCAUCAGCUCGUCCAGUGAAAGCAAUGGGAAUAUCAUGGUGGGAAACACGGCAGAGGAGACGAGCAAAGCCAAGCCCACCAGGACGUUCCAGGAGAUUUGUAAGGGAGUUCACAUGCUGAAGAACCAGGACUCCCUGCGCUCCCCUCCACCCUCGCCUGCUCCGUCGCCGUCCAAACCAGAGCAAAAGAAGACAGCUGACGCAGCCUCUCAGAAGAGUUCAGUGGCACGUUUGAAAGACUCAGCACCCCCUCUGCAGGCCAGAGACAGUAAUGCAGCCAGCAUGGAAGACUUCACCUGCAAAGACCAGACGGUCUGCUCCUACCAGCAGAUUAGCUGCCUUGACAGUGUCAUCCGUUACCUGGAGAGUUGUAACAUCCCCAUCACAAUAAAGAGGAAAUACCAGUUUUCUUCAAACGCCACCUCCACCAACUCAGACGAUGACAAAAAAUGUACUGAGGACAAUGUACAAGUGCCUGGUGGUUCAAAUGCAGAUUCUUUAAUGCUCCGAGGCCAGCCUGGACUUUCAAACAUGAAAGCACCAAAGAAACCUCCAUCAGGGGCAGCUGUGGUGGGUGCCCCUCUCGGACCGCUUCCUUUACCAAGCAAGGCUGAAAGCGUUGUGUCGAUCACAUCACAGUGUAGCUAUAGCAGCACUAUUGUACAUGUGGGAGACAAGAAGCCUCAGCCAGAGUCUGAAAUAAUCGAGGAUGUGGCCGAGAGCCCUGCACCGCCUGCCCCGCCAAUCAGUGUGGUGUCUCCACUUAGCCAGGAGAAGGAAGCCUACAAGAGGCUGGGACUGACCAAACAGGUGCUGGCAGCCCACACGCAGAAAGAGGAGCAGGCCUUCCUAAAUCGCUGCCGAGAUCUCUGUAAUGCGAGGACUUUCCAGAAGGACUGUUCCACACAUCUGCACAAGCAGAAGGGUCCAGCCAAUCCUGAAGAGCAUGCUGGACUUCGAGGUGCUGCCAAACAGGGCACCACAAGGCCAGAGACUGUUGCCAAGAAGGGAAGCCGCAACAGGAAGUCCAAAAAGCCACGAAUGAAGCAUCCUGAUUCUUCAGACAGUGCUGUGUCAAACCGCAAACCCCGCCCGCCUCUGCAGGGCCUCAACCAAACAUCAUGGUCCCCAUCAGAAGCAUCCUUGUCAGCUUUUAAUGUGUCCUACCCAGCCAUGGUGUCGCCGUACCAGCUAUACCCCCCAGCGCCUGCUGCUGCUCCUGCACAGGUCUCUCAUCCUGACCCCUCCCUCUCCACUGGCUUUGUGGAGGGCCAGAGCACACAAGUUCCUCCCACUGCCGCUCCCUUUCCCUCUCCCAUUGUUACGCCCGUGGUGGCUUUGGUGCUACCAAAUUACAUCUUCCCUCAAAUUGGACAGUUAAACCAGAUGGGGGCCACUCCCAGACCAGCCUUUUUCCCAGAGCAGACGCAGACUCAACCUCAGUUCAAUGCCCAGCAACCCUUUCAGCCAGCAUACGCCAUGCAAACUCAACCUCCCUUCACCAGCCAACAGAUUUUUCCUGUGCCGACCGCCUUUCCAUCCCAGCCACCUUUCCAGGCUCGUGCAACCGCCUUCACUCCUCAGCCGACCUUCACUCCCCAGCCUUCUUUCUCAGUGCAGACUCCAUUUGUGGCUCAAGCCCCCUAUCCCGCUCAGCCCUUCACGUACAGCCUAAACACACAGCCCCCAAAAGCCGCGGGCGUAGAACCCCGAGAGGGGGCAGCUUCUCGCUCCUCCACUCCUGCAUCAGGUGCACGUGAGCGCACCACAUCACCAACUCUGUUUGAGUCACGGUGCAGCUCGCCCCUUCAGCUCAAUCUGCUCAGCAUGGAGGAGGGCCAGCGCUCAGUGGAACGGCAGGACAGCACAGUGCUCUCUGCUGGAGCUCAGGGCACUGGCGGAGCGGCAGGUCCUGUUGCUGCAGGAGAGAAGAGUACAGCGGUUGCAGCCAAGGCUGAAAAUCUUCAACAGGUGGAGUCUCCAGAAGAUGGCGCUCAUAGUGAUGGGCAUUCCUCAUCCUGUGACCUGCUGGAUAUCUUGCUCCAAGAGCAGGAGGACUCCCACUCUGGCACCGGCUCUGCAACCUCUGGCUCCAUGGGAUCAGGCUCCGGCUCCGGCUCCGGCUCCGCUUGCAAUGGCUGCGCUACAUCGGCCAGCGGAGCCUCGGGCAGCAGAACAGGGAGCAGCAACACAAGCAAAUACUUUGGAAGUGUUGACUCCUUGGAACACGACCCCAAAACCAAGACCAAGGCCAAAGUCAAGACGAGAGCUGAAGGAGACUCUGAUGGAGGCCAAUCACAGGCCAAGAUGUCCGCCAUCAAAUAUGUUCUCCAGGAGCCUCUUUGGCUGCUGAUGGCCAACGCUGACGACAAGGUCAUGAUGACCUAUCAAAUGCCAUCCAGAGACAUUCAGAAGGUUCUGCGGGAAGACAAGGAGAGGCUGAGGCAGAUGCAGAAGAGCCAGCCUCACUUCUCCUCAGACCAGCGGCGAGAGCUGCUGGAGGAACACCCAUGGAUGAGAAGAGGGGGUCUACCAGCUGCUAUCAACGUGAAGGAGUGCCUGUACUGCAAAGGUGCUGCAGAUGCCCCCAUCGAAGACACCCUGCCUGACAUGGACAUGGGCGAGCUGGGGGAGGAGCUGAGGCAAGAGUGUGAGAACCCUCAGAGCCAGUCGGAGGAGUUGCAAACCAAAUUGGAUUCCGGCUGCUGAACUGUAAAACCACCAGCAGGGGGACUCGCUUGACCAGCCACGGAUUCUUACACAGACACACAAGUGCAGAUAUGUGCAAAAGGACCUUGUGCCUGGCCAUCCUCGACAGCACUUUUAAACACACAUGAACUCAAGCAGUGAAGACUGCCACUGUAAUGCAAGGCCUUUGUGGUGUUAAACAGCUGAAUCACACCAACAAUCUCAAACUCAGACAAUGUGAAAACAAAUCUUAGUUGUUAUUGUCUUUAAAAUACUGAACUAAAUUCAAAAGACAUUAUUGAACAUAUUAUUAUUAUCCUUGUUUUUCCAUAUGUUAUCCCUUUUAUUUCCCCCAUCAGGGUUUUGUUGACGUGGAAAUCAAGCCAAGCUGUUGUCAACAGGGACCUAUGCUUGUAAAGCCUCCUUUUUUGUUGUUGCAUCUUUUAACUUGUUGGACCACAGUAUAUUUUAUAUUCAGACAUAGCACUUGAACAGCCUGACACGCAUAACUCGUCAACGGAGAAAAAUGACAAGACGCAUGCAGUCUGACUGUAACUUGCCUCAGCAGUGACAAUCUGAUACACAACUCAAGACGUUCACUACCUUAUUUAUUUUCAAUUCAUGUAACAUAGACAGAUGUUUUAUUAAGCUACAGCCAAAUGGGUUUAAAGAAAGCCACAUGGGUGUAUAUUUGAACAGUAUAUAUUACAUGCGAAGGUCACUUUAGCAUGAGAUCUUUAGAGUGGAGUAUUUAGCCUCCACGUGAAGCUCUUUGCGUACUGCACUUGAGAAGAACUUCUCUGAAGAAGUGGGCGACAUUACUGAUUAUGGAGAUAUUUUUCAAAGAAUGUUAAAUCCAUAGAAAAAAACGUGGCGAUGUCUUCACGCGGUGCAAGUCUAUCACAAAAUGUAACUGUUAGUCAAAAGGGGGACUAUUUUUUUAUAGGAUAGAAGAACGGAGGUAUCUAUCCACUCCUGACUAAUGUAGCUAAUAAGGGGACCACAGGAAAGAAAUGCAGACAUAUUUCCAUCAAUUAAAACCCCUUGUAUGAAGUUUGGAAACAGCUCAGGUGCAAUGAGAGACAACCUGCUGGGGCAAGGCUUGAGAAUGUAUCCCAGACUGGACCAAGGUUAUCUUACUAGCUUUCCCCUCUGGUUCACUUUUAUAAUCUUUUUCUCUGUUCUGUUUUGCGUGUUGUAUUUUAUUUGAUGAAAAGCAUUUAAAUGUGGCUGAAGCUGGGGGGGGGGGUGGAACGGGACGGGACUAUCCCAUGUCAUGUUACUGUGAGCAGUGAGUAAAUAAGUGUUGGUGUGCUGGUCAACUUGUGACCAUUCCAUUGAGUGAUGGACUUUUUUAGACAAACCGAGGUUCGGUGACUCCAUGACAGCCACCUGAAGCCGUCACAGAUGCUCUUUUGUCUCCAUUCUGUACAGGAGGCACCCCCAACGCCCACUGGCGUAUUAAGCAUUGAGAAUGCAAAUUUGACUUAUUUAUGAUCAAAAGGAAUUGUGCCGAACAGAAGACAUGGAAGUGUUACACGCCUUACUGUUUGCCACGAAGAGGGAAGUCCAUAUUAAAUCAAUUACCCACUGCAACUGUAAAUGCAUACACAGCGUACUGGCACAUAAUGUGUGUGGUCAUGUACAUCUGUUCAUUGCCACUGUAUGAAUCUGAACAGUGCAGUCGUGCAUUUUUGUAGGUAAAAAAUGUGUUUGAAACUGUUGUAAUAAAAUUACACAAACUGUAAA
Molecule: messenger RNA, 6859 nt
Organism: Dunckerocampus dactyliophorus (ringed pipefish)
Lineage: Eukaryota; Metazoa; Chordata; Actinopteri; Syngnathiformes; Syngnathidae
Product: period circadian protein homolog 2-like
Exons: 22
Coding region: 698-5131 (1477 amino acids)
Biological process (GO): negative regulation of transcription by RNA polymerase II; circadian regulation of gene expression; entrainment of circadian clock by photoperiod
Cellular component (GO): nucleus; cytoplasm
Molecular function (GO): transcription cis-regulatory region binding; transcription corepressor binding
Source: RefSeq, a predicted model, not a curated record